Molecule: messenger RNA, 1659 nt
Organism: Arachis ipaensis
Lineage: Eukaryota; Viridiplantae; Streptophyta; Magnoliopsida; Fabales; Fabaceae
Source: RefSeq, a predicted model, not a curated record
GUAGAAUUGCAACCAAAAUAAAGAGUGCAUCUGGAGCAAGUGGGAAAGUUUUAUGGAAAAGCAAUCCUACCAGAACUUGUCCGAAUUGUCAACAUGUUAUUGAUAACAGUGAUGAGCAACCAAUUUCAUAGGAAGUGUUGUAUUGUGGAUUCUAAUAUUUCUCUACGAAGCUAGAGACAUGAAAAUCUUUGAAAGGGCUACAGUGACUGUUCAAAUAUUUUUUCGUUACAUCACACAUUCUGAACAAUGCGUAUUGAUGGUUUCAAAUGCUUGUCACUUUGGUGGCACAAGAGUGGCCUGGAUUACCAAAAGGUGUGAAAUUUGAUCCAUCUGAUCAAGAAAUAAUAUCGCACUUGCUUGCAAAAGUUGGUGCAGCAGGUUCAGAGCCUCACCCUUUCAUUGAUGAAUUUAUUGCUACUCUUGAAGUGGAUGAUGGAAUUUGUUAUACACAUCCUAAACAUUUACCAGGUGUCAAGCAAGAUGGUAGUGCUACACACUUUUUCCACAGAUCAAUCAAGGCUUAUAAUACCGGCAAUCGAAAGCGUCGGAAAAUAAAUGACCAGGACUCUGGCGAUGUCCGUUGGCACAAGACUGGAAAAACUAAACCUGUCGUCUCGGACGGGGUUCAGAGAGGCUGUAAAAAGAUUAUGGUUCUAUAUAUGACUUCAGUUAGAGGAGUAAAAGCUGAGAAAACUAACUGGGUUAUGCAUCAAUAUCACCUCGGGACAGACGAAGAUGAAAAGGAAGGAGAGUAUGUUAUCUCUAAAGUGUUUUACCAGCAACAAGUUAAGUUUGGUGAAAAAGAUGAUCAUGAUGUUCCUGGAACCAAUGAAGCAACUGUUGUGAAAGAUGAUCCAGUCACUUCCAAAUCUCUGACUUCGGAACCUCCUCAUAGUGAAAAGCAAUGUUCAGAUCUCGACAUAGGAGAAAAAACACAUCAGAUUCUUCAGGGUCCUCAGACAGAUUGUGUAGAAGACAUUCAAGUCGAGUGUGAAGAGAUUGUAAAAACUGAUGUAUCCAUGGCAGAUGCUCAAAAUAAUGAAGGAAUGGAUAAUGUAGAAAAUAAUGCUGACGGAGAACAAAAAUGGUGGGACAGUGAGUCACAGAAUUUGUUAGAUUCACAACAACUUGUUGAAGCAUUGGCCUUGUGUGAUGAUCUCCUCCAUAGCCAGUGUUCCAAUAAGGAUGAUGAAAAUGAAGAACACAAGGAGCACUUGAGUCUUUCCAUCUAUGCUCAUCUAGGACCAGAGCAUCUGAAGAAAGAUCUUGAAGAGUGCCAAAACCUUACUCUUGAUCCUGCAAACGUAGAGCUCGAGACACCACCUUCAGAGUUUCGACUAAGUCAGCUGGAAUUCGGUUCACAGGAUAGCUUUGUUUCCUUUAGCGGCGGCAAGGCAGUCGAUUAAUCCGGCCCUUCUUCGGCUAAUAUGGGAAACAAACACAUUUCUAACUACUUUUGUUGUAACAUUUGAUCAACAGUGGUGUAAUUAAUACUGUCUUUUGGUGUGGUGAAAGCCGUGGUAUGUUCCUUACAAGUUCUCUAGAAAGUUGCAUGUGGACCUGACUUGUCCAAAAAUCACUACAUGUUUUUAUUUCACUCUGAAAGUAACAUAUGAAGAUGAACAUGUACAUUUAUAAUUUUACAUCCCUAUCUUGAAA